UUCCAAGAGCACGCGGAGCCGGACGGAGCGUGCCGGCACACGGCGGAAUCACGUGACACGCUCCGCCGCACCUGGUCGGCUCCGGGCACCGGCGGUCGUCCCAGCAGGCGACGCUGCAGGCUCGGGACCGGAAGUCAGGCUCCAUUUCCGGCCUCCCUCAGGUCGCCCAGACGGUGGAAGCGCCCGGCGUCCCGUGACCCCGUCUCAAAAUGGACAACAAAAAGCGCCUGGCUUACGCCAUCAUCCAGUUCCUGCAUGAGCAGCUGAGGCACGGCGGGCUCUCGUCGGACGCGCAGGAGAGCCUAGAAGUUGCCAUCCAGUGUCUGGAGACGGCUUUCGGGGUAUCGUUGGAAGACAGCGACCUGGCUCUGCCCCAGACGCUACCAGAGAUCUUUGAGGCGGCUGCCAGCGGCAAGGAGCCGCCACCCGACCUGAGGAGCCCAGAGCGGACGCCACCAUCAGAGGAAGACUCUGCGGAGGCCGAGCGCCUCAAAACCGAAGGGAACGAACAGAUGAAGGCGGAGAACUUCGAGGCCGCCGUGCACUUUUAUGGCAAAGCCAUCGAGCUGAACCCGGCCAACGCCGUCUACUUCUGCAACAGAGCCGCGGCAUACAGCAAGCUGGGCAACUACACGGGUGCUGUGCGGGACUGCGAGCGCGCCAUCUGCAUUGACCCGUGCUACAGCAAGGCCUACGGGCGCAUGGGCCUGGCGCUGUCCAGCUUGAGCAAGCACGCGGAGGCCGUGGCCUACUACAAGAAGGCGUUGGAGCUGGACCCCGACAACGAGACCUACAAGUCCAACCUCAGAAUCGCUGAGCAGAAGCUGCGGGAAGCCCCGAGCCCAACGGGCGGCACGGGCAGCUUCGACAUCGCCGGCCUGCUCAGCAACCCCAGCUUCAUCAGCAUGGCCUCCAACAUGAUGAACAACCCGCAGCUGCAGCAGCUAAUGUCUGGCAUGAUCUCAGGCGCUCACAACCCUCUGGGUACCCCUGGCACCAGCCCCUCACAGAAUGACCUGGCCAGCCUCAUCCAGGCGGGCCAGCAGUUCGCACAGCAGAUGCAGCAGCAGAACCCUGAGUUCAUCGAGCAGUUGCGCAGGGAGAUGCGUAGCCGGACGCCCAGCGCCAACGAGGAGCAGCAGGAGUGAGCCCCGGCCUGGCAGCCGUCCCUGGCCGGCAGGAAGCCGUGUGUCUGCCAUCUGCCCCCUCCCCACCCCCACGUUGGACUGUCCGAGAGCAAAGAACAGUAAACUGGACCGACACGUUCCUGUCGGGAUGGAUGGUCCCCGCCCCUUCCCCUUUUGUACUCAUGGCCCCCAGCUCCUCCCCAAAGAGCCAGCAAGGUGUCUGCAGCACCGCCCCCUCGGGCCCAGCACCCUGGGCGCCACCUGUAGCUGCGGACCCCACGCUCAUGUCACCAGGUCCUGUCCUGUCUGUCCAACUCCUGCCCUCAUGUCUUUGAGCUCCACCCUGUAUGUCUCU
This is a messenger RNA of Ochotona princeps (American pika), 1482 nucleotides long. RefSeq names its product small glutamine rich tetratricopeptide repeat co-chaperone alpha (gene SGTA). Gene Ontology annotation, biological process: post-translational protein targeting to endoplasmic reticulum membrane. The transcript is spliced from 12 exons. Gene Ontology annotation, molecular function: molecular adaptor activity; protein binding. The record is from RefSeq and is a predicted model, not a curated record. Gene Ontology annotation, cellular component: membrane; TRC complex. The coding region runs from base 210 to 1148 and encodes 312 amino acids. NCBI's taxonomy places the organism in Eukaryota, Metazoa, Chordata, Mammalia, Lagomorpha, Ochotonidae.